Molecule: messenger RNA, 1363 nt
Organism: Drosophila kikkawai
Lineage: Eukaryota; Metazoa; Arthropoda; Insecta; Diptera; Drosophilidae
Gene: Rala
Product: Ras-like protein A
Biological process (GO): Ras protein signal transduction
Cellular component (GO): plasma membrane
Molecular function (GO): GTPase activity; GTP binding; GDP binding
Source: RefSeq, a predicted model, not a curated record
UCUGAACGUUUAUAAAUACGAGUGCAAAGCGCAGGAAAAAAAUUUCCAACAACAACUCGCUGAGCAACUUUAGACGGGAAACGCGGAAAAAUCAAGUUGAAAAUUUGCAGUGAAGGCCUUGUGUCGCGGUAAAUAGCGGAAAAUUGGGAAAAAUUAAUGGUGAAUCGCCGGAAUAAAACGGAAGCAACAAGCCAAAGCGGACACGCAAAAACCGAAUCGAUCGAGUGAGCGAGCAGAGCAGAUCCCGCCAUCAACAUGAGCAAGAAGCCGACAGCCGGACCGGCGCUCCACAAGGUCAUUAUGGUGGGCAGCGGCGGCGUAGGAAAAUCCGCCCUCACAUUGCAGUUUAUGUACGAUGAGUUUGUCGAGGACUAUGAGCCCACCAAGGCCGAUAGCUAUAGGAAAAAGGUUGUGCUAGAUGGCGAGGAAGUACAAAUAGAUAUAUUGGAUACGGCCGGCCAGGAGGAUUAUGCCGCCAUCAGAGAUAAUUAUUUUCGCAGCGGCGAGGGAUUCCUUUGCGUCUUCUCCAUCACAGACGAUGAAAGCUUCCAGGCUACCCAGGAAUUCAGAGAACAAAUAUUGCGGGUGAAGAAUGAUGAGAGCAUACCGUUCCUGCUGGUGGGCAACAAAUGCGAUCUGAAUGACAAGCGAAAGGUGCCGCUAAGCGAAUGCCAAUCGAGGGCACAGCAGUGGGCGGUGCCCUAUGUGGAGACCUCGGCAAAAACGCGCGAAAAUGUCGACAAGGUAUUUUAUGAUCUAAUCAGGGAUAUUUCAUCGCGUAAAAAACAACGUCAGACGGACGUGAAACAGCCGCCGAAGCCCAAUUCUCAUUGCUGCCAACUGCUGUAGGAUGGAACAGAAACAAGAACAAAAACAAGAAUCACAACAGCCACUAUAACCAACUGCAGCAGCAAACAUCUUGCGACAACAACGGCCACACGGAUAACAACAAACAAAUGAUUAUAAAAUAAAAGAAAAGAGAAAAAAAACAACAAACAAAAAAAUAAAAUAAAAAAACAAAAAAACAAACAAGGAAAGAAGGAAGAGUACGAAAUGUUAAUAAAUAAUUAACUUUGGAGUGCGCCAGAUCAUACACACAAGCAGAGAGAAUAUCAAAAUUACGUUUAUUUGCCACCCAAAAAACUCGUAAGCUUACACAUUUAAUCCAAGAAGUAAAAAUUGCAUUGUAAUAUAAAUAAAUAUAUAUAUUAUUUAGGCAACAAAAUGUCCGAAGAAAAGCGUACACCCAAACACCACAUAAAUUCUGUCGUCUUUUUUGUUUUGUUGCGAUUAUGUGUUGCCCUUUCAAAAAAUAUAUAAACUAAAGCGUAAAUUUAUUUACAAAAUUCGUAUGCAAUUUAAU